Vitrella brassicaformis is the source of this 1860-nucleotide messenger RNA. Lineage: Eukaryota; Vitrellaceae. The record is from the annotation of a GenBank genome assembly.
CGAGCAUUAGGUUGUUUUUUCCGGCGAAGGUGGUGUCCCCAUGGUGCUUAACUACUUGCUUGGAAAGCCAGGUCUCUUUCGUGAUCUCUGCCGAGAACUUGAAGCCAUGCAUGUGUGAGCUGCUUAUGCGGUGCGGUACGUGUGAUGCAGGUCCGGUGACGGGCUAUGGGUCUGCAACCACAGCAGCACAAGUCGCCGCCGACAAUGCCGAGCGCAUCAAGGGCAGGUCAGUCAGACAACACACGACACACAGACGGCACGCAUCGGUGAGUGACUGUCUGUCGGACUGUGCGGAUCUGUCUGUCCUUGAUGCAGGGUGUUCAUAGUGACUGGGAGCAGCGCAGGCCUGGUUUAACAAACACACCACAGACCACUGCCUGCACCGCCACACCACACCUGGUAUGUGGGUGUGUACAUUCAUUCAGGGUCUCGAGACGGCCACGGUGCUGACCAAGGAGGGCGGCCAUGUGAUAUUGGCAUGCAGGCCUGGCCAGAAGGCCGACCAGGCCCUGCAGAGCAUCAAGGAGAAGGUGCCGGAGGGACAGGUGGAGCUCAUGCCUCUCGACCUCGGCUCAACUGCAUCCAUCAAGAAGUUCGCAGCCGAGUUCAAGAGCAAAGGGACGCCGCUUCAUGUGAGAAGGGGAGGCAGGCUCGUGUUUCCGUGUGAGGUUAUGUGCGUGUGCCGCCGUCACCUGGGCUGCAUGGCAUGGUGUCUGGUCUGUAGGUGUUGAUCAAUAACGCGGGAGUGAUGGCAUGCCCCUACGGGCUGACAGAGGACGGGUUUGAGAUGCAGCUCGGCACCAACCACUUCGGUAAUGACCACACCAACAGACACAGACACACACACACACACACACUCCAUCUCGCUCCCUCUCCCUGUCUGUCUGCAGGUCACUUUUUGCUGACCCAUCUGUUGCUGGACAAGCUCAAGGGCAGCGGCGACGACUGCCGGGUCGUGUGUGUGUCGUCCGAGGCCCACAAACUCACCCCGAAGGGCGGCAUCAAGUUCGACGACUUGAAGUACGAGCAGAAUUAUUCGCCAUGGUACAGCUACGGCCAGUCCAAGCUUGCUAACGUCUUAUACGCCAGCGAGUUGCAGAGGAGGCUGAAGGCCGAUGGCGUCACCAAUGUGACGGCGUACUCACUCCACCCUGGAGGAAUCAUGACCGGUCAGCCGGCGACACACACGCGAGGAACGCUUUCCCUGACUGUGUGUGUGUGUGUGUGUGUGCAGACUUGCAGCGUCACACCGGGGGAGCCAUGGGAUACCUUCUGUGGGGUUUGGACAGCUGUGGUCUGUUCAAGAGCAUCCCCCAGGGAGCCGCCACCAGCGUGACGUGCGCCACGAGCGACAAGGUGCUCCCCCACGCAGGCGGCUACUUCGAGGACUGUAACCCGGUCAAGCCCAGCGCGGUCAGUACGUCAGUCACAUCAUUCCAUCCUGUUAUGACGCGUGCACAUCGGUUCUCACUGUGUGUGUGUGUGUGUGUGUGCAGUACGGUCAGGAUGCUGAGAUGGCCAAGAAGCUGUGGGAGGUGACGGAGAAGGAGCUGGAGCCAUUCAUGAAGUGAGUGAUGAGGUGAUGCACGUCAGGCAUGUGAGCAUGAGGCGGGCAGGCAGACAAGCGAGUGAGCGCGCUGCAUGCCAAAGCCUCAUCAGCGACAUGUGAUGUGUACGUCCCUUUCGAUGAAAGAGGGCACAUCCGUCGGGGCGUCGGUGGGUCGGUGGAUGGAUGGAUGGAUGGCUGGAUGAGGUUUUCUUCCUUCCCAUGCCUGCAUGUCUGUGUGCUGCCUUCACGAAUGAUUGACUAGCUCGCUGCAAGGACAUCCAUCGGUUAUGAUGACAUGACAUGAGUUUGUA